AUGGCUUCUUUCUUUGCCGCCCCGCGCCUUGACUUGAGUGGCUCUGUCAACACCGCUAGUACUUCAACGUGGUCCUUUAGGACAGCACAACAAGGUACACCAUUCUCUACUUCGUCGUCAAGUGCAACCGGAGGCUCCUUGUUUGGUCUACGGACUACCAACGCGAACAUGUCGUCGCACGGCAUCAUGGCAUCUCCCAAGGUCCAAGAGCUGUCGUACGAAUGUCUUGUAAAGGUCCCCGCUCCCAAACACGCUUUUCCAAACUCAUCAGGUCCUUUGAAGGACACUCUCAAACACCCCAGUACGGUACCGAACAGCAACACUGAGAUCCUGCGCAUCUACCUCCCGUUCGACAACGUACCUCUCUCAUGGCUAAACGCGCUCCUCGUUCACAUUCACCAACAGACCCCAACAUAUCCUCCCGAGAUCCAGCUGUGCGUUCGAUCUCUUCUACGUCCAUAUCUCCAAGACAUCGAUGAGAACCCUAAGCUUGCCUACGAUUUGACAGAUAUGCUGCGGAAGGGUCUUGAUCUAGGCACGCCUUUGAAAUUCUUCUUCCUUCGACCGAGCGUACAAGCCGGUUCCGGUCGCGAUUGCUUCGCAGACUUUGUGGAGAAGGAUUUGCUGCGGGCUAUCGAGGGACUACGGGAGCAUGACGUGGAGUUGUCGGAUAUCCUGGGCGAGGAGAGCUGUCUCUUCAAUCAUUCUGUUUCGGCUUGGCACUCUUUCAGUCUGGGUUCUAGCUCAUCUAGCCAAGAAGAUCUUGAUGAUGAGCUACUAUGA
This is a messenger RNA of Cucurbitaria berberidis CBS 394.84, 783 nucleotides long. RefSeq lists its product as uncharacterized. The record is from RefSeq and is a predicted model, not a curated record. Lineage: Eukaryota; Fungi; Ascomycota; Dothideomycetes; Pleosporales; Cucurbitariaceae. Bases 1 to 783 code for a protein of 260 amino acids. The transcript has a single exon.